Drosophila hydei is the source of this 1325-nucleotide messenger RNA. RefSeq names its product 27 kDa hemolymph protein. The record is from RefSeq and is a predicted model, not a curated record. The coding region runs from base 155 to 1060 and encodes 301 amino acids. NCBI's taxonomy places the organism in Eukaryota, Metazoa, Arthropoda, Insecta, Diptera, Drosophilidae. The transcript is spliced from 2 exons.
AUGACAAAUUAAUUAUAAGAAUCCACACAUACGGUUCGGAUUUCAAAGUACAAGGAGCUACGAUAUUGCUGGUUGGAUCAUCAACGCUAAAGCAAAAAAUUAAUUUUUGGGAUAUUAACACUCGAGUAAGAUUAAUUAACAAUCAAAAAACAGGAUGCAGCUGCCAGCGCAUGCAUGGAUCUGGUCAAUCCUAAUAGUGUUUGGCACUUUAGAGGCGCAGGCGCAAUUAAAUCUUGAUAAGCUCGACAUGCAAAGCCAAAUUCCAGAGGAUUUGUUGAAAUCGAAUGUUAGCUUCAAUCAAGCAAAAGAAGCUUUUCGCAAAAAGUGCAUUGAAGUUUCCGGCGAAGAAAAUGGCGAUCGGGCGUACAGCGAUAUAGAGACGGGGUUCUUAACGCUCAGCGAAUGCAUGAACAGCAUUGUUAAUUAUACAACAAUGCAAAAGGAAAUCCAAGAGGCGAGUCCUCAAGGUGAACUGGAUGUGGUCUUCAACAAGUACUGUGCCAAGCGCUCGAAUGCUACAGAAUGUUUCGACGUCUUCACGACGAAACUAAUGCCGUGUUUGGAUGAGAAGGAGAUGGAAAGCAUGGAUGUGAUUAAACAUAUUGUUAAAAGUCUUUUGAACUUUGUGUGCCACAAGGAUGGCGAUCAAAUAGCUCUAUUUAUUGCCGAAGAAGGCUUCGAAUGCCUCGAAUCACAGAAGGACAAUAUUCAUCAAUGCUUCAAUAGCACCUUCUCUACCUACUUUGAUGAGAUUGACAUGCACGACAGCAACAAAAUCAAAACAAUACCCAAACUGGUCGUUGAAGAGAAACAAUGCGGAGAUAUAAUCACAUUUGAGAACUGCGUUGUGCGUCACUUGGAACACUGUUCGAAAAUCACUCCGGCCAAUCUAAUAGAGUCCAUGUUUAAUUUUAUAAGAAAUGAGACUCUGUGCCGCAACUACCAUCAGUUGGCUUUGACUGGAAGCGCGAAUGCGUUUACCAAUGUUGCGCAUAUCAAUAAUAUACUAAUCUAUACAGUCAUGAUCGUCACUCUUUUUAAGUUUUAUUAUUUUAAGUAAUCUCCCUUUUCUUUUCAAUUGCAAUUGGAAUGAAUGGUGCAUGCUUCUGAAUCUAAGCAACAUGCUUGCUUGCCAAAAACAAAAAACAGAAAAAAAUAUUGAGGUGUCAAUAGAGAUUUUUAUCUUUCGGCCAAUAAGAAAAAGUUUUUGAACAAAACACGAUCAAACGAACUUAUAGAAUAUCUUCUUCAUAAUUUGUAUUAUAAAUGUGCUUUGUUUAUUAUUAUUGUUUUUAUUGUAAUCUCCCAUAUCAAAUAUUGAAUAU